Microsporum canis CBS 113480 is the source of this 945-nucleotide messenger RNA. RefSeq lists its product as hypothetical. Gene Ontology annotation, biological process: mitochondrial respiratory chain complex IV assembly. Lineage: Eukaryota; Fungi; Ascomycota; Eurotiomycetes; Onygenales; Arthrodermataceae. Bases 1 to 945 code for a protein of 314 amino acids. The transcript is spliced from 4 exons. Gene Ontology annotation, cellular component: mitochondrion; membrane. The record is from RefSeq and is a predicted model, not a curated record.
AUGGCAGCAACUUUCUCCCUACGACGGUUUGCGCUCUCGCCCGUGAGCAGACGGCCAGGACUUCUCUCGACAGGACGGAUACAGACACCGUGUUUACGAUGCGUGAAGUCUCAGGUUCGACGAGCUCAUACGCCGGCCGAAGACCCCAAUUGGACAUCGAUCGUGGACAACCCUGCGAAGCUGGUUCGGACAGGAGGGAAGCACGGCUAUGGGUUGAUUAUACUAGCAAUCAUCCCGAUCACAGCGUUUGCCCUGGGGACGUGGCAGGUGCAGCGCCUCGAAUGGAAAUCAAAUCUAAUUGCAAAGUACGAAGACCGUCUCAUCAAACCUCCGCUGCCUUUGCCACCGAUCGUCGACCCUGAAUCGGUGGGAGACUUUGAAUAUCGACGGGUUUAUGCAAAGGGCCGUUUAAGACACGACAAAGAGAUGUUGAUUGGACCCCGCAUGCAGGAAGGGAAGGACGGAUACCUCGUCGUCACGCCACUGGAGAGAGGGGAGGGUGAAAGCACGAUCCUUGUCAAUCGCGGUUGGAUUGCAAAGACGCUUGAGAAACAGUCGGAUCGACCGGAAGGGCUCCCGCAGGAGGAGGUCGUGAUCGAAGGGCUGCUGCGGUCGCCGUGGAAGAAGAACAUGUUUACGCCCGACAACAAACCGGAAGAGGGCAAGUUCUACUUCCCAGACGUCAGGCAGAUGGCCGAGCUGACGGGAAGCCAGCCUGUCUGGAUCGAGGAAACGAUGGUGCAGGAUCUCUUGUCCAUGUACAACAGGGAGGACAAGGGUAUACCAAUUGGCCGUACAGCGGAGGUACAUCUCCGGAAUAACCAUGCACAGUACAUCUUCACCUGGUACGGGCUCUCCUUGGCUACCGCCAUCAUGCUGGGCAUGGUGAUCAAGAAAAAGCCAAACGAAGCAGUCCGACGAGUCCGUCAAAACAAAAGCUGGUAA